CAAUAAUCAUCAACAACAACAACAACAACAGUCGUUAUUUACAAAUUCAAUGGCACCAUUCUUUUUUUCACAUAUGUUUCCUGGUAGUGGUGGCCCGGGUGGUGGCCCAAAUCAACCAUUUUCACCAACAACAGCAGCAAUGUCGAAUGCAAUUUUAAAUGGCCUACCAGUUAUUGGUACACAUUCUGGUCCAAGAAUUUUUAAUCCUGAAGCAUAUUGUGAAUUAUGUAAUAAAGAAUUUUGCAAUAAAUAUUUUCUUAAAACACAUAAAGCUAAUAAACAUAAUAUUUAUACACCUGAAACAAGUAAUAAUAAUAAUCCAUCAGGUAGUUCAUCUACCAAUAAUCAAACAUUACAACCGCCAUUUCAACCACCAUUACGUUUAAGUUUAAAUAUGAAUAUGAUAAAUUUAGAUUCAUUUUGUGAAAUAUGUCAAAAAGAAUUUUGUAAUAAAUAUUUUCUAAAAAAACAUAAACAACGUACACAUGGUUUUAUUUAUCAAGGUGAUACACCCAUUCCACCUAGUCAUAAUUCACCACAAAUGCAACAAUUACAACAAUUACAAUUAUUACAUCAACAAUUAGCAGCGCAACAUCAUCAACAACAACAAUAUGUUAAUAAUCAACAACAACAACAACAAUCAAAUAAUAAUAAUAAUAAUGGUGAUAAUUCUGGCGAUAAUAAAACAUCCGUUACAGGAGGAAGAUUAUCAACUAGUCCAUCACCUUCAUCUGGUCAUCAUCAACCGCAUUCGCAUCAUCAUUCAUCAUUAUCACCAUCACCAUCAUCAUUGACGGAUAAGUCAAUUUUAAUGAAUUCCAAUCCAGUCACAUCAUCUAUGAAUACGGGUAUUUCAACGAAUGAAUCGACAGCGACAACAGCAACAACAAGUCCAAUUGGUCUGCCCGGUUUUCCUCACACUACAGCAAAUCCUACACAACUUUUAUUAACACCCGAACGUUUAAGACAGAUGGGCGUUAUAAAUACUGAAGCAUUUUGUGAAAUUUGUUGUAAAGAAUUUUGUAAUAAAUAUUUUUUACGUACACAUAAAAUUAAUAAACACCGGAUUUCGGAAAAUGGACAACCAGUGAUUGGAAAAUAUCCAAAUCAUCAACCGCUAUCAGCAUUCAAUCAAUCGAUGGCUAAUGAAUUUAUUGCUGCACGGCAGCAGAUGUUUGGUAUUGGUGGUGGUGGUUCGCCGUCAGCGACCUCUAUGGCCAAUAAUUUUCCCGGUAUGUUUGCCAAUGCCAAUAUCAAUAAUGCGACGGCUACAACAAAUGAUAAUGAUGAUGAUGAUGAUGAUAAUAAUCAACUUGAACCUGGACAACGUGAUCCAACUAGUUAUGGUAAAAAUGGUAAUAAUUUUUUAGAUGGUUUUGCAUCAUUUAUGGCCAAUAAUAUUCAUUAUAACAACAACAAUCUUAAUAACAACAACAACAACAAUUCAUCAUUGAUUGAUGGCCAAACGACAAAUCAAAUGAUAAAAUGUAAACAUUGUCAACAAAAAUUUCAUAAUAAUCAUUUAUUGAAAAUGCAUAAAUUCUAUGCACAUAAUAUACCAUUCAAUCAUACGGAUGAUCAAGAUGAUCUCGACGGUGAUGGUCAAGACCGGGUUAAAAUUGAUUCAAAGCAAGAUUCUAAAUCAUCUGAUUUAACAGAUUUACGAAAAAAAUCAAUCAAAAAAGAUGAUAAUGAUGAAAUGAAACAAGAAGAAGAAGAUGAUGAGGAAGAAGAAAAAGCAAUUCUUGUUGAAUCUGAUAUUACUGAAUGUGUGGAUGAUGAUGAUGAUUCGAAUGAUUCGAAUGAUGGUGAUGAACAAAUGAAAAAUCACCGGAAAAAUUCAGAAUCAUUAACCCUUAAUGAUCAUCAUCACCAGAAUCAAACAAAUGAAAAUGAUUUAGAAAAACUACAUUCAAUGAUUAAAGAAUUGGAUGAUUCAAAUGAACAACAACAACUAAUGUUAAGUGAUCAACAACAACAACAACAACAACAACAAAGAGAACGACAACAACAAAAAUGUAAAUUAUGUAAAUUUCAAUGUAAUAAUCAAUAUAUAUUUCGUGCACAUUUGAUUACUGAACAUGGUUUAGGCAGUGUUAGUGGCGAUGAAACAACAUUUUUACAACAAUUUAUUGAUUAUCAUCAAACAUCACCUGCAUUGAAAUCAUUAUCAUCAUCGUUUGAACAACGGGAAAAAUUUCCAAUUGACAAUGUUGUUGAUGAUGAACAACGUGAACAUGAACAAAGUGAACUUGAACAACAACAAAAAUCCGAAAUAUUUUGUAAUAUUUGUAUGAAAGAAUUUUGUAGUAAAUAUUUUCUACAAAUACAUCGACAAAAUAUUCAUGGAAUUUUUAAUGAUGAUAAUAUCAGUGAUUCACCACCUCAGCCACAAUUAUCACCAUCAUCAAAUCAUCAAUCGACAACAACAACGACAAGCGAAACAACAACAACAACAACAACAACGACGACUAAAUCAACAACAUCGACGACAAAUUCAUCAUUUUUAUCACCAGCAUUAUUGAAUUCAUUUUAUCAACAAGCAGGAAUGAAAACCUCAUCGGAAUCAUCGUCGGAAUUGGAAAAUUUAAAUCUUGCUUUAAGUCAGGUUUUUGGUCGUCGAAUAAAAUCCGAACGAUCAUCAUCAUCACCACGGUCAAAUUCAUCAUCAUCAUCGCCAUCACCAAGACCCGAUCAAAAGACAAAAACGAAUAGCAAUUCGGAAACCAACAACAACAACAACAACAAUGAUAACGAUAAUGAAAUGAUGAAAUUUUCUGAAAACGAAGAUGGUGAUGAUGAUGAUAAUGUAACAACAUUGGCUGAAACAAUAAAAGCAGCAAUGGUAGCUGGUUUUGUACCCGGUACAUUUGGUGUUAAUAGUGGCGGUGAUCAUCAUCAUCAUCAUUCGGGACAAUUAAAAAAUCGUUCAAAUUCAAUAAUAACCGGCCGAAAUUAUUGUAAUUUUUGUAAUAAAGAAUUAUGUAAUAAAUAUUUUAUGAAAACACAUAUGCUUAAAAUGCAUGGUAUUAAUAUUGAUGAACAUCCAAUUGAAGCAACUUCAAAUAGUACGAUUGGUGGUGUACAAUGUGAUAUUUGUCAAAAAGAAUUAUGUAGUAAAUAUUUUUUAAAAGUACAUAAACAAAAUACACAUGGUAUUUAUGAAGAUGGUAGUGCACCAAUAUUACUUGGACCAACAUCAUCAGCAGUAUUUCAUCAUCAAGCUAAUAAAUUAAUGAUGUCACAGGUAGCUGCGAAUUUAUUCAAUAAUAAUAACAAUAAUGGCAAUGGUAAUAAUAAUGUAACGAAUGAACGUAUUGUUAACCCUUUACUAUUCAUGUCAUCAUUGGCAUCAAUGAAUGAUACAAAUAGUAUGGCAAGCGAUUCAAAUAGUAUUGGUUCAAUGAAUAGUGAUACAAAACCUGAUCAACAACAGCAUCAACGUGAUCAACAACAUUCACCAUCACAGCAACAACAAGAUGAUCAUAAUAAUUCGACGACAGGUAAUAAGUCAAGUGGUAGUACGGGUUAUCAAGAAAUUUGUCAUAUUUGUGAUCGUCGUUUUAAAUCAAUAAAAUGGCUUAAAGCACAUAUGUUUAAUGAUCAUGGUGAAUUAUUAGCUAUUAUGAAUCGUAAUGAUUUUCAAUCAUCUUCGAUGUUUAAUUCCAGUGGUGAUUAUCGUCUUUGUUUUGUUUGUGGACAAACAUUUUCGGAUAUUUUAUCAAUGCAAAUGCAUCUAAUGAAAGAACAUAAAAUAUCACCCGAAGAAAUGGCUAUAAAUUUAGCUGGUAAUUUUAAAAUGGCUGCUAUGAUGGCUGCUGCUGCUGCAGCAGCAGCUGCUAAUGCUAACGCAUCCGUCACUGAUUCAAAAAAUGCUACCGAUUCAAAUAUCUAUCCCGAUUUAUCAUCAAUGAAUUUGGAUAAUAAUAAUUUAACAACAUCAUCAUCAACAUCGACAACUGAUCAUCAUCAUCAUCCGCAUCAGCAUCAUCAUCAGGAACCAAUAUCAUCAUCAACACCGCCACUACCACUGCCACCACCAUCAUCAUCAUCACCAUAUCCGGAUAUAAUGACAAAAGAAAAAGAUUUUGAUGAUGAUUGUUUGAUGCCAAACAACAACGAUAACAAUGUUGGUAGUAAUAAUAAUAAUCCAUUAUCAUUUCUACAGAAUCCAGCAUUUCAAAAUCUUUUGCUAAAGAAUCCAGGAUUAUUGGCUGCAGCAGCAGCAGCUGCUGCUGCUGCUUCUUCUUCCACUUCCACUACUGCCAAUCAAUCGGAUCAAUUAUUAUCGACAAUAUUCGGUGCAAUCACUGGUAGUGGUGGUGGUGGUAUGAUGAAUGAAAAAUCAAAUAAUAAUAAUAAUUCUAGUCCAAUUGAAUCACCAUUGAUUGAUUUUAAUACCGGUGUUAGUGGUGAUAAUGGUGGUGUUAAUGAAAAAGUAACUCAGCUGAAAAAAUUUACCUGUCCACAAUGUAAUCGUAGUUAUCGUCAUUCACAUUCAUUACAUCGUCAUAUGUUGAUUCAUACGAAAACAGCUAAAUCAUCGCCACCACCAGUAUCGCAAGAAACAUCAUCUUCAAACAUCCAUAAUAACCAAAUAGAUAAUGAUAAUAAACCAAGAAACAAAAGAUAUCGUUGUUCAAAAUGUAAUAAAAAAUUUCGUACACGUGAAUUAUGUUUAUAUCAUAUACGUAUGUUUCAUCAGAAUAAUUGUAAAACAUCAUCGACAACAACGGUGGUAAAUAAUCUUGAUAAUAAUAAAUCAAUGAAAAAACGUAAUACCAUCAAUGAAAAUGUACAACGAUCACCAUCAAGUGAUGAUGAUUUUGGUCAUCAUCGUCGAGAUUUACCAUUAAAUCUACAAACGGCCAGCGAUGAUAUUGAUGAUAGUGAUCGAUUGUUUGAUGAUCCUGCGAUUGAUAAUCAUGAUGAUAAUAGCAAUAAUGAUAAUAAUAUCACCCAACAACAACAAA
Messenger RNA from Dermatophagoides pteronyssinus (European house dust mite), 4973 nucleotides. RefSeq lists its product as uncharacterized. The record is from RefSeq and is a predicted model, not a curated record. NCBI's taxonomy places the organism in Eukaryota, Metazoa, Arthropoda, Arachnida, Sarcoptiformes, Pyroglyphidae.